UCUCAGUCAGGGAGUCCCGGCAGCUGGCACAGCUGCUCCAGAGAACCCAGGCGUCCGGCCGGGCACCGCACUCGGCUCUCUGCAAGGCCAGGGCAGGCAGCGACCUCCUGGGGAGGGGCAGGGCCAUGGGGCGUUUGCCCGGGAGCUGGGACCCCCCCGCAUGGGGCGGCCCCUGGAAAGGGCUGCUGCUGGCAGCCUCCGUCCUGGGCUCCUGCCUCCAGCCGGCGCCGGCCCAGACCCAGACCCCAGUGACCAUCGUCAUCACCUCGCAGAGCCCCGCGGUGGGAGGGGACGUCAGUCUGGCCCCACAGCCACUGCCACAGGACGUCGUGUCCUGCACCUGGUACCGAUCAGCGACCAGCACUGAUGGAACCAAAGAGAUCUUCACCUACUACCCACAAACACCCGCUCAGACCCCCGGCCCGGCUCACACGGGGCGGGAGACAGCGGGGCCGGGCUGCGUCCUGAACAUCGCGGGGUUAACGCUCAGCGACACCGGGAACUACACGGUGAAGAUAGAUAUCCCUCCUAACCGUGUCCUCGCCACGGUGGUUCUGUGCGUCUAUGAAAAGCUUGCCAAGCCCACGGUGACGCCCGGCCAAACCCAGGUGCCUGAGAAUGGGACCCUCACCCUCACGUGCAACACUUCCCCCCGCGCCGAUGCCGUGCUCUGGCUCCAGAACGGGUCGUACCUCACACCCAACACGCGGCUGGAGCUGUCCUCGGAGAACCGGACCCUCACGGUGCUGAAUUUCACCUGGGGCGACACCGGGACCUACCAGUGCGAGGUCGGGAACCCCAUCAGCACCAACCGCAGCGAGCCCAGCACCGUGACGCUGGCCUAUGGGCCAGAAUCCGCCAGGAUAGACCCUCCAGGACCCGUCAACCUGACUCUUGGGUCCCGUCUGACCCUGACGUGCAUCGCCGACUCUGUCCCAGCCCCGAGCUAUUCCUGGUUUCUCAACGGCACCAAAUUACCCCAGACCGGGAGCAGCUUCACCUUUGACCUGACAACAUUAAAUCUGGGCACGUACAAGUGCCAGGCUCACAACCCUGUCACUGGCCUCACGGCUAGCGCGGAGAUCGAGGUGCUGGAAAAGCUUGCCAAGCCCACAGUGACGCCCGGCCAAACCCAGGUGCCUGAGAAUGGGACCCUCACCCUCACGUGCAACACUUCCCCCAGCGCCGACACCGUGCUCUGGCUCCGGAACGGGUCGUACCUCACACCCAACACGCGGCUGGAGCUGUCCUCGGAGAACCGGACCCUCACGGUGCUGAAUUUCACCUGGGGCGACACCGGGACCUACCAGUGCGAGGUCGGGAACCCCGUCAGCACCAACCGCAGCGAGCCCAGCACCGUGACACUGGCCUAUGGGCCACAAUCCGCCAGGAUAGACCCUCCAGGACCCGUCAACCUGACUCUUGGGUCCCGUCUGACCCUGACGUGCAUCACCGACUCUGUCCCAGCCCCGAGCUAUUCCUGGUUUCUCAACGGCACCAAAUUACCCCAGACCGGGAGCAGCUUCACCUUUGACCUGACAACAUUAAAUCUGGGCACGUACAAGUGCCAGGCUCACAACCCUGUCACUGGCCUCACGGCUAGUGCAGAGAUCGAGGUGCUGGCUAAAGUAUCGGCUGCAGACUCCAACGGAGGCCUGCCACCCGGAGCCAUCGCCGGGAUCGUCAUCGGGUCGCUGGCCGGGGCGGCGCUGCUCGGGGGCCUGCUCUACUUCCUGCUCCGCAAAACUGGAGGGGGGCCCAAGCAGCGCCCGCCCGUCGGAGGCCAGGCCGCCCCUACCCCCAAUCAGGGCGUCUGUGACAACAAACCUACCUUGGGUGACGAAGACAUUCAGUAUUCUACACUCGCUUUCACCGCAGGAGACCAGAAGCCGCCGCCCGGGCCCGAGCCCCCCCGGGAGAGCGGCACUGUCUACUCGGAAAUCAGAAAGAAAUGACUGUGAUUUGCUUGGGACCUCGGGAAUCACUGCACACCCCCCCACCCCACCGCCCAGGAGAGCUUCUGCAGCACCCCCCCCCCAAUGCAGCACUCGCUGGGGGGCAGCUCUGGUCCCACCUACCCCCUGCUCACACCUACCCCCUCCCCACCAUGCAGGGUCACUGCCCACUGAGCACGUGUGUGAUACCCUCCCCGGGUGAGGGCUGUCAGGACUGAGGGGCUCUGGGAGGGGAGGGGGGUCUAGUGGUUAGAGCAGGGAGCUGGGAGCUGGGAACCAGGACUCCUGGGUUAAUCUCUGCUUUGCACAGGGGUCGGGGCUGGGGGGGGGUGCUGUGCAGAGGGGGAUAGUCUGUGUGUGGGGCUGAAGGAUAACAGCGACACCCCCACCCCAGGCCGCGCUGUUGGUGCUGCCUGGGGGUGAGGUGUGGAUCUGGGCAGCCCCGGUGCAGGGGUGAGGCAGUGCAGUCACCCCAUAGCAUCUCAGCCCAGAGCCCUGUGCCCCCCAGCUCCACCCCCAGCUCUCCGCAUCCCCAUCCCCGAGCCUCCCGCUGUCAGACAGUAUCCGAGGUGCAGGGCGGUUGUGCUGCUCAGGGGGGGGUGGGAUGAUGAUUGUGAGGGGCGGGGGGGGUGUCGCUCACAGCGGGUGGGACUGGCUGAUCGGGGUUUGUACCGUGAUUGACGCUGUUUGUAAUAAAACUAAAUGUCAAAACUGC
Molecule: messenger RNA, 2670 nt
Organism: Malaclemys terrapin pileata
Lineage: Eukaryota; Metazoa; Chordata; Testudines; Emydidae
Product: carcinoembryonic antigen-related cell adhesion molecule 6-like
Exons: 10
Coding region: 126-1955 (609 amino acids)
Biological process (GO): signal transduction; regulation of immune system process
Cellular component (GO): cell surface; plasma membrane
Molecular function (GO): protein tyrosine kinase binding
Source: RefSeq, a predicted model, not a curated record